This is a messenger RNA of Daldinia loculata, 1804 nucleotides long. RefSeq lists its product as uncharacterized. Bases 159 to 1340 code for a protein of 393 amino acids. The record is from RefSeq and is a predicted model, not a curated record. Lineage: Eukaryota; Fungi; Ascomycota; Sordariomycetes; Xylariales; Hypoxylaceae. The transcript has a single exon.
GCAUAGCCUUGCAAAAGGUACGGAAUACAUUUUUGUUUAGUACAUUCUUAUUCUAUCGAUUAUUUAUUAGUUACAUACCAUCAGACUUCCAAGAUCUCAAGUCGUAAUUGACUACAAAUCCUAACUGCUAACAUUAAAUCUAUUUGAUUAGUUUCACUAUGUCGUCCGUAGGGCCUCAAUUGCCACCGCACCUUUCUAAGCGCAAGCGUACUCCAGAAGACGAAUCAGCAGAUUCUCCUGCCGCAAAGCUACGAGCUACAGAAGGAGCGCAAACCAACCAGGACGAAAUAGAUCUCGACAGCGAUGAUGAUGAUGAUGAUGGCUAUGGUCCACCUGCUCCUCAGCCAGCAGCAAAAACAUCUAUAGGGCCUACCUUACCGCCCUCAAACACAGACGAGAUCAAAUUAGACGACAGCGACGACGAUGACACCGGUCCAUCUGCUCCACCGCCACCUACGAAUACUCGACCAUCUAUAGGACCUACUCUCCCGCCCGCAAACAAAGAUGAAAUCCAAUUAGAAGACAAAAACAACUCUUUCGACGACGAGGCCGCACCAGCACCACCUCCAGCCCCCCCAUCCGCAAAACGCGUCCACGGCCCCGCGCCUCCACCCGCCCCCCUCUCCGAGCGACCAACCACAUCCGCCAACUCAGACUCAGACUCAGACUCGGACGACGACGAUGACUACGGCCCCGCCCUCCCAACAUCAAUCUCCCACAUCCAACGCCAAACCCAAGCCCGCGCCGCCGAAGAAGCCGCUCGCGCAGCCGAAGCAGCCGCCGGCCCCCAGCGCGACGACUGGAUGCUCGCGCCCCCAACCGCCAGCGGAUACCGCGCGCCAGACCCAACCAAGCUCAAAAACCGCCGUUUCGCAAGCGGUCCGCGAGCGGCGUCCAGCGCCGCCGCGCCCGGCAGCGAAAUCAGCAGCAUAUGGACCGAGACUCCCGAGCAGAAGCGCAAGCGCCUCGAGAACGCCGUCCUAGGGCGCAGCGACGACACCACGCAGGCGCGGACCACGAGCAGCAGCGGCGCCGCCCGAGGUGCGGGUAGUACAGCCGCCGCAGACGCUCCCCUAUCGAAAGAAGCCCAAGAGCAGCAGGACCGCGUCCGCAGCUACACCGAGGCGACGCGCGGCCGCAGCCUGUACGAGGAACACCAGUCGUCGCGGCAAGGGCGCAAAUUACAGGCCGACGAGGAGGAAGACGAUCCGAGCAAGCGCGCCUUCGACCGCGAGAAAGAUAUGAAGCUCGGUGGGCGCAUCGGCACCGCGCAGCGCCGGGAGUUGCUGAAUCGCGCUGCGGAUUUCGGCGGGAGGUUUGCGAAGGGGAAGUACCUCUAGGGGGGUUUGGUGGUUGUCUGCACAUGAUUGGGUAUAGAGUAUAGGUUUGAAUUAAGGGAAGUGCCUGAAGUAAGAAGUGAAGGGGAUAGAAGAUGGAGAAUAGGGAUAUAUUUAAGUCAAAUUAUGAAGAUACCCAUAUCCACGAACUAAGGGGCUGAGGGCAACAAGAUCUUUCAUGUAUAGAAUUGCAUCUAAGCCAAGCUUAUACUAUAAAGAGUAUGAUACAACAAUGCACUCGAGGCCUGAUCUGCCACGAAUCAAAAUAUGAAUAUGAAUAUAAUCCAUUCAUCGCAAUCUGCUUUCUAGCAUUGCUCUCUUCCUAGCUUGCGUAUUUGCUAGCUAACAGAGGUAGAUAGGUACAUACAAGGCUCACGCAGGGAGUCCUCCUAUUUCGACAACACUCCCACCUCUCCUUUACUCCUUUGGCUCCGGGGAACACUGAAAAAAAGAGAAUAGCAAACCCU